GACCCCAUCAAUCAAAAGCCCAUUGCAUUGUAUUGCAUUACAGUACUAGUCGAAGAAGAAGAAGAGAAGCAAGCAGCUACUCUCUCUCCUUCACUCACUGAACUCUCCUACUCCUCCUCUUCGUCACAUCCUCACUCCCUAGAACCACAUAAAUAGGGCGGUGGUAUCACAAGCCAGCCGGCCAAGAUGACCACUGAAUUCCUCAGGGUGAAGAAGUUUCAUCAGGAGGGGAGCUUGAGGAAGAGGAUGGAGCUGCAGCCGGAGCUGUCGCUCGGGCCGACGUGUUCGGCGGCCGCGCCGGGUUUCGCCACGGCCAAGAGCUCGUCGUCCGAGUCGGACGGCAGCUCCCGGAAGAGGAGGAAGCACCACGCCUGGGAGGAGCCUCCCGUGUCGCACGCGAGCCUGGAGCUCCAGCUGAACGAUCCUCUGCCCCUGGACUGGGAGCAGUGCCUUGACCUCCAAUCUGGAAGGAUGUAUUACCUAAACAGGAAGACCCUGAAGAAGAGCUGGAUCAGGCCCAGGGAGCAGAGCGUGAACCUGGACCUCAACAUCUCGACGACCGCAGUCGACAGCAGCACCACCCGCGCUGGUGGCCCCGACGAGGACGAGCCAAAGAAGUCAGGCACCAUGAGAUCCGGCGGCAACAUGGUGGCCGUGCCGUGCGCCAACUGCCACCUCCUCGUCAUGUUCUGCAAGUCCUCCCCCUCCUGCCCCAACUGCAGGUUCGUGCAGCCGCUGGCGCCAGCGACGCCGCAGCCAGUGCCUCAUCGCAGGCUCGACGCAGUCAAGCCGCUGGAGACCCUGAGGCUUCUCCACUAGGCGCAUGCAUGUACGCCGCCACAUACUCAAUCGGCAGCCAGCGGAUGAUUGUAGGAAGAAACACUAGUAGUAGUGCAUGGGUUAGUACUUCUUAGUACCUGGGGAGGAGGGACUAUGUUAGUUGGCCGUGGUGCCUUGACAUAAAAUGGUAAGGUGAGUUGCAAGUAAAACUAUAUAAAUGUAUCAAUCAAUCAAUCAGUUAAUUAAUAGUAAUGGUGAUGUA
This is a messenger RNA of Phragmites australis (common reed), 1042 nucleotides long. Its product is annotated as protein CURLY FLAG LEAF 1-like. NCBI's taxonomy places the organism in Eukaryota, Viridiplantae, Streptophyta, Magnoliopsida, Poales, Poaceae. The transcript is spliced from 2 exons. Gene Ontology annotation, molecular function: protein binding. The record is from RefSeq and is a predicted model, not a curated record. The coding region runs from base 187 to 819 and encodes 210 amino acids.